Messenger RNA from Gracilinanus agilis (Agile Gracile Mouse Opossum), 2782 nucleotides. It is a transcript of the gene CHPF, whose product is annotated as chondroitin polymerizing factor. Gene Ontology annotation, molecular function: glucuronosyl-N-acetylgalactosaminyl-proteoglycan 4-beta-N-acetylgalactosaminyltransferase activity. Gene Ontology annotation, cellular component: Golgi cisterna membrane. Lineage: Eukaryota; Metazoa; Chordata; Mammalia; Didelphimorphia; Didelphidae. The transcript has 4 exons. The record is from RefSeq and is a predicted model, not a curated record. The coding region runs from base 1 to 2316 and encodes 771 amino acids.
AUGCGGGCUUCGCUGUUGCUGUCGGUGCUUCGGCCCGCGGGGCCCGUGGCCGUGGGCAUUUCUCUAGGCUUCACCCUGAGCCUGCUCAGCGUCACCUGGGUUGAGGAGCCCUGCGGCCCUGGCCCUCCCCGCCCGGGAGACCCCGACCUGCCCCUCCGCGGCUACACUAACGCAGCCCGCCGGCCCAACUCCGUGCAGACCAGCCCGGAUCGCGAGCGGCCCGAGGACACCGAGAGCUGGGAACCCCGCGUGGUGCCCUAUCGCCCCACGCACUCCAGCCAGAUCCCCAAGAAAGCUGUCAGGACUCGUUAUAUCAGCACAGAGCUGGGUAUCCGGCAGAGGCUGCUGGUGGCUGUGCUCACUACCCAGGACACCCUGCCUUCCCUGGGGGUGGCAGUGAACCGGACACUUGGACAUUGGCUAGAGCAGGUGGUGUUCCUGACAGGCACACAGAACCGCAGGGAGCCCCCUGGCAUGGCAGUGGUGGCGUUGGGGAAGGAGCGGCCUAUCGGGCAGCUGCACCUGGUCCUUCAGCACCUCUUGGAGAAGCAUGGGGAAGACUUCGACUGGUUCUUCCUGGUGCCUGAUAACACCUACACAGAAGCCCAUAGGCUAGCUCGGCUGGCUGGCCACCUCAGCUUAGCCACAGCCUCCCAACUCUACCUGGGCCGGCCCCAAGAGUUCAUCGGAGAACCGACCUCGGGUCGAUACUGCCACAUUGGCUUUGGAGUGCUGUUGUCCCGCAUGCUCCUGCAGCAUCUACAGCCACACUUAGAGAGCUGCCGAAAUGACAUAGUCAGCUCUCGGCCCGAUGAAUGGUUGGGCCGCUGUAUCCUCGAUGCCACCGGGGUCAGCUGUACAGGAGAGCACCAGGGCAUGCACUAUAACUACCUGGAACUGGGCGGUGCAGGGGAGGCGGUGCAGGAGGGGGAUCCCCACUUCCAGAGUGCCCUGACUGCCCACCCUGUACGGGACCCCGUGCACAUGUACAAGCUGCACAAGGCUUUCGCACGAGCUGAGCUGGAGCGCACCUACCAGGAGAUCCAGGAACUGCAGUGGGAGAUCCAGAACACAAGCCGGCUCUCUGUGGAUGGGGAACAGGAGGCAUCUUGGCCGCUAGGCAUCCCAGCCCCAUUCCGUCCGUCUUCUCGAUUCGAGGUGUUGAGCUGGGACUACUUCACGGAGCAGCACGUUUUCUCCUGCGCCGACGGCUCUCCUCGUUGCCCCUUGCGCGGAGCCGACCGCGAUGAUGUGGCAGAUGUCCUGGGGGCUGCCCUGGAAGAGCUGAAUCGCCGCUACCACCCGGCUCUUCAGCUUCGCAAGCAACAGCUGCUCAACGGCUACCGCCGCUUUGACCCGACGAGAGGCAUGGAGUACAUGCUAGACUUGCAACUGGAGGCGCUGACCCCCGAGGGGGCCCGCCAGCACCUCACCCGCCGAGUGCAGCUCCUGAGGCCCCUGAGCAGAGUGGAAAUCCUGCCCGUGCCCUACGUUACCGAGGCUUCCCGCCUCACGGUGCUGCUGCCGCUGGCGGCCUCCGAUCUCGAUCUGGCGCCUCGCUUUCUGGACGCCUUUGCCGCGGCUGCUCUGGAGCCAGGGGACACCGCGGUGGCUCUGACCCUGCUACUGCUCUACGAGCCGCGUCAAGCCCAGCAUGUGACCCAUGCUGACAUCUUCGCUUCGGUGAAGAGCCGUGUGGCAGAGCUGGAGCAACGCUACCCUGGCUCCCAAGUCCCCUGGCUCAGCGUGCAAACAGCAGUCCCAACGCCCCUUCGUCUGCUGGACCUGCUCUCCAAGAAACACCCACUGGACACACUCUUCCUGCUGGCUGGGCCAGCCACGGUCCUCACUUCUGAUUUCCUGAACCGAUGCCGGAUGCACGCCAUCGCCGGAUGGCAGGCUUUCUUUCCCAUGCACUUCCAGGCCUUCCAUCCUGCCGUGGCGCCCCCGCAGGGCCCAGGGCCCCCUGAGCUGGGCCGGGAUACGGGCCACUUUGACCGCCACGUGGCCAGCGAAGCCUGCUUCUACAACUCGGACUAUGUGGCAGCCCGAGGCCAGCUGGCAAACGCCUGGGAGCAGGAAGAGGAGAUGCUGGAGGGCCUGGAUCUGUAUGAACUCUUCCUGCAGUUCUCCAGCCUUCACGUGCUGCGAGCUGUGGAGCCGGCCCUGCGGCAACCCUAUCGACACCAGUCCUGCAGUGCCCAGCUCAGUGAGAGCUUGUAUCACCACUGUCGCCAGAGUGUCUUCGAGGGUCUAGGCUCCCGCUCCCAGCUAGCCAUGCUGCUCUUCGAGCAAGAGCAAGGAAACAGCACCUGACUGGACAGGAGCCUCCCACUCCAGAGCCCACCGGAAGCUCCAAAGCCCCACCCUCCUCUCCCUGAAUUCAGAGCUGCCCCAGGCGCCUGGCUCUGGUCCUGGACCUCUAGCCUCAGGGUUUGGAGAGAGCCAGCAACUAGCAGCCUGGACUUCUGGGCAGGGAGGUGUCCUCUGAGCCGGGGACUUGGGGGAGGGUUUGGAGCCCUCCCAGCCUCUGGACCAUGGCCCUUUAAGUAUUUAUGCAGCGAGGUCUGCUUGACGCCAGCACCCUCCCCUCCCCUCCCCGUUGGGACCGGUAUAGGGGAAGUGGGGAGCUGUAGAUGAAAGUCUGGAGAGAAUCACUCUUGGCUUUGAGGGCCUGGGUUUCCAAUGGAGUCUGUGGGGUGGGGGAAGGAGGAGCGGCUAGAACCUAAAACCCCCAAUGACGAUGACGCUGAUUGUCUUUAAUAAACCAGCCGAACUUGUA